Molecule: messenger RNA, 2004 nt
Organism: Mercurialis annua (annual mercury)
Lineage: Eukaryota; Viridiplantae; Streptophyta; Magnoliopsida; Malpighiales; Euphorbiaceae
Exons: 13
Coding region: 324-1670 (448 amino acids)
Source: RefSeq, a predicted model, not a curated record
UUCGAUUUCUGCUAAACUUUUUGGUCUUAAAUUUAUAUUAUAAGUUGUUUCUCUUCGGUUUACAAAAGAAUUGCGUUGCAGAUCCAUCAUUUUUUAUUUACCUCAAGAAUAUUAAUGGCUAUUUCUUCAUUUGGCUCAACACAGUUGCUGAAUUCGCGUUGUUUGCCUUUUAAUUUAGUUGCCGUGUUUAAUUUUAUUCAUCUCUUCGCGUCUUCUUCAAAAAAUUUAAAUCUUUCUAAAAUUCUUAUUAGUCAACCUUGUAGAUUAUUUUGACAUCAAAUUAGGGCUAGAUAAUCGAUUGACACAAGAACCAGCUUCUAUCCAUGGGGAAACGAAAUGCGCAGCGUAAAUAUAUUGCUAUGUUGGAUUCGGAUGACGAUGAUAAUAGUAGUGUUAGUUCGUCGUCAACUAUGAAAUCGGAUCACAUGUCGGUUUCGGGAACUGAAGAGGUUCAAAUUGAUAAAGAUAGUUUACUUGAUCAAGCUCUCGAUUCUCUAUACGAGAAGAGGGGUGCCAUUAGAGAGAAAGCUUUGGCAUCAAUUAUUGAGGCUUUUAAUAGCAAUUUGCAGCAUCAAUUUGUUGAAAAGAAAUUUGCUACUAUAUUACACCAAUGUCUUAAUUGUAUCAAAAAAGGAUCCAGCAAAGAGAUAGCUCUAGCAUCUCAUGCCGUUGGAUUGUUGGCUUUGACAGUUGGCUGUGGGGAUAAUGCGCGAGAAAUAUUGGAAGAGUCCAUUAGUCCUAUUUCUCAAGCUCUUAAAUCUGGGUCUGAAUCUACUAAGACAGUAUCGCUACUGGAGUGUUUGGCUGUCGGCACUUUUGUUGGUGGAAUAGAGCCAGCAGAGACGGAAAGAGCAAUGCAAAUCAUGUGGCAAUUGGUUCGCCCUAAACUGGGCUCUAAUGUGGUUGCUGCCAAAGCUUCGGCUCCUGUAAUAGCUGCAGUUGUAUCUGCUUGGGCAUUUCUUCUGACAACCAUGGAUGGAUGGGCGAUUGAUUCUAAAGAUUGUCAAGAGUCUAUUUCUUAUCUUUCCAGUCUUCUGGAUAAGGAUGAUAGAUCAGUACGCAUUGCAGCUGGUGAAGCAUUAGCUUUAAUUUUUGAAGUGGGAACCUUGGAGAAGUUCGCUGGUGGAGUUACUGGUUUUACUGACGGCUCAGUUCCAGAAGGAAACAAGUCUCGGGAAGGACUGAUGCAUGUACAAGGAUUGAAAUCAAAAAUCCUGAAUCAGGUGAAAACCCUUUCUGCAGAGGCAGGUGGAAAGGGAUCUGCCAAGAAAGAUCUUAAUAGUCAGCGCAACUUAUUUAAGGAUGUCUUGGAGUUUCUGGAGUAUGGUUAUUGCCCUGAAACUUCAAUGAAGAUUGGAGGCGAUUUACUGCACACUUCAACAUGGUCUCAAUUGAUACAGUUGAACUUCUUAAAGCACUUUCUUGGCGGGGGAUUUAUUAGGCACAUGCAGGAUAAUGAACUGCUACAUGAAGUCUUUGGUUUCAUUCCAAAGAGAAAAUUGCUUCAAGGUGCUGAGCAUCAGAUGUCUAGUACUGAAAAGAGGAUGUUCCGUUCCCCAAAUUCAGUAGUUAAUAAAGCCAGGACCCAGUUUCUGAACAAGCAGCGGAUGCUAGCUAAGGAUAGAAAUGUUGGGCAUUUUGCAUUCAAUGGGGGACAUGAAGAAGCCUAACAGAAAAGCCUCAGCUAUAUUUAGAGGUUAUUUCAAUUUCGACCAUGUUUUUUGGGGAUUGGGUCCUUCAUUAAAGGUAUACACAGUUAUUAUUAUUUAUUAGUUGGAUUCAUGAAAUCAUUUAUGAACAGAUUGAGUGUUAUCUUUAUAAGGGGGUGGUUUUGUGCCCUGAUAAAAUGUUGAGGAGCUGAGUGUCCUUCGACUGGGUUUCCCUUCCUGUAGCAUUAGCAUUAUGUCGAACCUUCUUUAAUGAAGAAAUAUUUUUAGGGCUUGAUUGGAAUUAUUAUGAUGUAAAAUUUGUGUUCAUUGAGUUCAUGAUUGCUGUCUUUUAUCA